CAUUCGCAACAGGCGUGGUGAUUCCCCUCUCCCCCAGAAAGAUAUCAAAACUUGAAAAUAUCCUCCUGCAAUAUUUGGAUCGGGUUUUGAGAUUUUCUACCUAUUUAUUUACUCCUCUAGUUUUGGACAGUUGGGCACCGCUUCUGACUUCUGUAGUCUCUGUGCUCUUAUCACCUUCACAUUCAUCACUUUUCACUUAAAAAAAUUCUUAGAGCAGGUUCUGGGUGUUUGGGUAGAGAUGGAGAAUCGUGUGGUUAGAAGAAGGAUGGACCUCAUCAUGGGUCACUUCGCUAGCAACGAGGAUUCAUCACCCAACACUGUCUUCCCCACGAACUGCUCUAGCAGUAUAAAUUCGGUGAUCCGACGAGGUGAUAAUAGAAUGCUUUUUGCACGACAAGGGUGUGUAUCUCAAGCUCGCUUCAUGAGACCAGUUUCAAUGACACAGGGUAGCUCGGUUAAGUGUGGCACAUCUCUCAGUUGUUCUGGUUCUGUAAUUCAAGACUUCACCUAUUCUUCGGAAGCACCUACCUUCUCUAGACCAGCUAGGAAGGAAAACAACUUACCGAAUAUUGUAGAGCACCAUCCCAUGAAGCAAGACUGCAAAUUAGCUGCAACUGAGACUCCCCUAUUUGCCCGCCCAAGUGUAGGAUUGAGUGGGCAAAAACAGGUUUUCUCUAAGGAGAUAAAGCAUGCUUCAGGGCCCAAGGGCAUUGAACGACUCCCGCAGAUGCAUGUUUCAGAGGCUGGACAUAAUCAUGUUGUCACAGUAGAGCUUCCUGGCAUUAGGAUUAGAGACAUAAAAGUGGAGGUCGAUGACCAAAACUUGAUUGUGACGGGUCAACACUCAACACAACGAUGGCAAUUUGCAAGUGGUCCUGAUGAUUUGUUCGUGGUAAAUCAUAUGAGGGGGAUUUCACGAAGGCCAUACCGGUUAGUUUGGCCGCUUCCAAACAAUGUGAAUAAGGAUGGUGUCUCAGCUGUGUUUCUGGAUGGAAUCUUACAAAUUACCCUUCCCAAACUUUGAGGAUAUGGUGCAUAUACAUGUGUACUGGGAGUUGUUAAGCAGUGUAAUCUAUGUAGUUUCUUUAUACUUGUAUGUGAAUAACAUUUGAGAAAUCAGUUAUUUUGUGCAUACACUAUAUGAGACUAAUUAGAUGUAUUAUUAUUGUAUUCAUCAUUUAUAAAUUUUCAUUCUAAUCUUGGUAA
Macadamia integrifolia is the source of this 1206-nucleotide messenger RNA. RefSeq names its product 17.3 kDa class II heat shock protein. Bases 239 to 1024 code for a protein of 261 amino acids. NCBI's taxonomy places the organism in Eukaryota, Viridiplantae, Streptophyta, Magnoliopsida, Proteales, Proteaceae. The record is from RefSeq and is a predicted model, not a curated record. Gene Ontology annotation, biological process: response to hydrogen peroxide; protein folding; response to heat. The transcript is spliced from 6 exons.